Molecule: messenger RNA, 264 nt
Organism: Aspergillus niger
Lineage: Eukaryota; Fungi; Ascomycota; Eurotiomycetes; Eurotiales; Aspergillaceae
Exons: 3
Coding region: 1-264 (87 amino acids)
Source: RefSeq, a predicted model, not a curated record
AUGGUGGGUGGUCGUUGUCGCUCCUCAGUAGUUACUAUGGUUGUUGCCUGUGCGAGGUUUUGCGAUCAGCGGACGGGCUGUCUGUCGCGUAGUGGCCAAAAGCCCCAAGUGAUAAAAAUUGCGAUCCACACAUCCCGGACUGGAAAUGGGGAAGAGGGAGAGAGAUCCAAUGUCUACGCAAGCCUUGCAAGGCUAAGGCAGUUCCGUAGCUUUGGCCGGAGGGCGGCUAUGACGAUGGCGGAACACGCGGACCCCGACGGAUAG